Molecule: messenger RNA, 1195 nt
Organism: Microcebus murinus (gray mouse lemur)
Lineage: Eukaryota; Metazoa; Chordata; Mammalia; Primates; Cheirogaleidae
Source: RefSeq, a predicted model, not a curated record
AUGGCCUGGGAAGAGGCAGAGCAAAUUCUGGACAGAGAGAAACAAGUUGGAGAAAGGAAGAAAUGGUCUCACAAAAAGGAGAAACAUGUUAAGGAAGAGGAGGAAGAGGCCUGGAAACUGAGGGAAUUGGCCCAGGAUCAUUUAUUUAGAGAAGAGGAAGGACUGUCUGGGGAAGAGAGAAAACAGGUAUUAGAAAGGAAGAGCUUGGCAGAGCAAGAGAAUAUAUUGGCCCAAAAAAGAAAGGAAUCGUUGGGAAAAGAGGAAAAACAGGUCCAUAAAAAGAAAAAAAUCCAAGAAAGGAAAAAACAAGUUGAGGAACAGGAUAAAAAGGAACAGGCUAAGAAAGAGGAGAAAGAGGACAAUAAACAGGUAGCCUGGAAAAGAAAGAAAGUGGUCCCAGAAGAGGAGAAAACAAUGGAAAAAAUUGAGAAAGGAUCCCCAGAAGAAGAGAAAGAGGCCAUGGAAAAAGAGAUUGGGAAAGAUGAAAAAGAAAUUGAGGAAAGAAAACAAUGGACCUGGGAAAAAGAGAAACUAGCCCCAGAAGAGAGAAUAUGGAGUGAAGAAGAUGAGAAAUGGUCCCAGAAAGAAGAGAAAGAGGUUGAGGGAAAACCACAACAGGCCUGGGAAGAAGAAUUGUCCCUAGAAGGGGAUGAACAGGCUGGUGAAAUGGAGAAAUACUUGCAGGAAAAAGAGGAAGAGGCCAAGGAAAAAGAGGAAAAGGGAUUGGAAAAGGGACUGACCCCAAAAGAUAGUGAAAUGGACACAGAAGAGAGUCAUAUUGCUGAGAAAGAAAAGGCAAUAGCCAAGGAAGAAGUGGAUAAAUUGUCCCAGGAAGAAAGGAAAUUGGCCUAUGACAUUAGGGUCAAGGAGAGUGAUACUGCCAAGGAAACAAAGAAAAUAACUGAAGAAGAAAGAAUACAGGCAAUGAAGAAACUGGAUAUGGAAAAACAGAUUAGUUCUGAAGAGAAAGAGGCUGAACUGUUUAGGAUCCCAGCUGAAGUAAUUAGAGAAGUGGGUAUAGUGCCUUUGGAAGAGAUAGAAAUAACUGAGGGUGAGGAAGAGAAGAAGCUCCUUAGCGAAGAGGAGGAGGAGAGCCUGAGUGAAGAGGAGGAGAGCCUGAGUGAGGAAGAGAAAGAGGUCCUUAGUGAGGAGGAGAAGGAGGAGAGCCUGAGUGAGGAAGAGAAGGAGCUCCUUA